Molecule: messenger RNA, 5020 nt
Organism: Orcinus orca (killer whale)
Lineage: Eukaryota; Metazoa; Chordata; Mammalia; Artiodactyla; Delphinidae
Gene: SLC52A2
Product: solute carrier family 52 member 2
Exons: 5
Coding region: 288-1949 (553 amino acids)
Biological process (GO): riboflavin transport
Cellular component (GO): plasma membrane
Molecular function (GO): riboflavin transmembrane transporter activity
Source: RefSeq, a predicted model, not a curated record
UGCGCUCGUUCAGGACCGGGAGGCUCAGGCACCCCAGCGCACCGGUCGGCUCUCCGCCGCCCCCGUGGUGCAGCGAGGGGCGGUGCCCGCCGUGGCCACAUCCCCAGCCCCGACUUGGCUCCGGCUGUCCGGGGUCUCGCAGAAGCCGUAGAGGUGUGCUUGGCGCCUGAGAGCUAGACGAAGUCUUCAGUUCCCGGAGGAGCCGAAGGUCUUUUGUGGACCUACGUGGGGAAAGAAGAGCUGGCUGUGACCUCUGCCCUGUCCUGAAGGCUCCGGCCUUGGGCUAAAUGGCAGCACCCCCGCUGGGCCGUCUGGUGCUGACCCACGUGCUGGUAGCCCUCUUUGGCAUGGGCUCAUGGGCUGCCAUCAACGGGAUCUGGGUGGAGCUGCCUGUGGUGGUGAAAGACCUCCCCGAGGGUUGGAGUCUCCCCUCCUACCUCUCUGUGCUUGUGGCACUGGGGAACCUGGGUCUGCUGAUGGUGACCCUGUGGAGGCGGCUGGCCCCGGGCAAGGGCGAGAGGGCCCCCAUCCAAGUGGUGCAGGCGCUGAGUGUGGUGGGCACGGCCCUGCUGGCCCCCCUGUGGCCCCACGUGGCAGCAGUGGCGGGGCAGGAGUACUCAGUGGCCUUCCUGACUCUCUCCUUCGUGCUGGCGCUGGCCUGUUGUGCUUCGAAUGUCACGUUCCUGCCCUUCCUGAGCCGCUUGCCGCCUUCCUUCCUGCGGUCCUUCUUCCUGGGUCAGGGCCUCAGCGCCCUGCUGCCCUGUGUGCUGGCCCUAGUGCAGGGUGUGGGUCGCCUCGAGUGCCCACCAACCCCCACCAAUGGCACUCCUGGGCCCCCCAUUGACUUCCCAGAGCGUUUUCCUGCCAGCACUUUUUUUGGGGUAUUGUCUGCCCUAUUAGUCGUUUCAGCUGCCGCCUUUCAGGGUCUCCUGGUGCUGUUGCCAUCACCACCGCCUGUACCCACAGGAGGCCCAGGGCCUGGCCUGCAGGCGGGAGCCCCUGGAGUGGAGGAAGAGGAAGAGGCCUCACCCCUGCAGGAGUCUCCCAGCAAGGCGGCAGGCACCACCUGCAGCCCAGAACCUGCGGCCCAUCGGCUGCUCUCCACCCGUAGUGUCUGCCUGCUGGGCCUGCUGGCCGUCACCAACGCUCUGACCAAUGGCGUGUUGCCUGCUGUGCAGAGCUAUUCCUGCUUGCCUUAUGGGCGCCCAGCCUACCACUUGGCUGUGGUGCUGGGCGGUGCCGCCAACCCCCUCGCCUGCUUCCUGGCCAUGGGUAUUCUAUGCAGGUCCCUGGCAGGGCUGGGCAGUCUCUCCCUGCUGGGCAUGCUCUUUGGGGCCUACCUGAUGGCGCUGGCAAUCCUGAGCCCCUGCCCACCUCUGGUGGGCACCUCUGCAGGCGUGGUCCUUGUGCCUGCUACUGUGUCCACCUUCCCAGGUGGUGUCGUGGGUUCUGUGUCUCGGCGUGUUCUCAUACGUGAAGGUGGCUUCCAGCUCCCUGCUGCAUGGGGGGGGCCAGCAGUCGUUGCUGGCAGCUGGCGUGGCCAUCCAGGUGGGCUCUCUGCUCGGCGCCGUGGCCAUGUUCCCUCCCACCAGCAUCUACCAUGUGUUCCGCAGCGGGAAGGACUGUGUGGACCCUUGCGGCCCCUAAGCCUGAGCAGGUGGGGACUCCGCUCCACUCCACUUGUCUUCAGGUUGGGGUUGCCACAGUGCCUGCGUGCCCGCAGCCCAGGGAGGCCCACCCUACAAGCAGCCUGCUCACGGAUGCCUGCGUACUCCACGGGAGAACCUGGCACUGCAGGCCAGGGUUGGGACCACAGAGCAGGCUCGGAGCCAGGGCCCAGCUGGGGAUGUGGAUUUGGCCCAGGCCCAGGACGUGUGUGGGAUUUGUACAAUAAAGUGUGUUCAUUUCAUGAGUUGGAGCUAAUCCUAGGAACAACUCUUGCUGUGUAGAUAGACCUCCCCUGAGCUAGAGCAGUAGCCUGACCUGUUCAACAGGGGCCUGUCCCACUCCCUGGAGCACUCAUAGGUCCUGGAGGUCAUAGAACCUCCUCCUAAACACAGAUACACAUAGAGAACUGCCCAGAGGGAGGGUGAAGGCCAGCCCCCAGGGCCUGGAGUGUAGGCCAAGGACCCACACAGGCUACGGCAGUCAGAGGCUGUCUGGUGGGCCGAGCCAGCCAGGCACGAGGGUCAGGCCGCAUGGGCUGCCUCGUAGUCGCUGCCUUUGUGGCCUGGGUGUGGCCCACUUACCCGCUGCUUUAUGGGAGGAUCCUACUGGGGGAUUUGUGCCCGGGGCUUGUUGCCAGGUCCUGGCACAGAAAGGGCUCAGCGAGUGGGACUUAGAAGAGACCAAGGUGUGAGGGUCCAGCCGAUCUUGGGAUUCUUCUGCCCAAGGACGUGGUCCCCUCCCCCAAACCAGCAGCCUCGUUUGUAGCUCCUGUGAUCAAACCUGCAAAGGCCCCAAACCCUUUAUUCACACAGACGCGACAGUGGCUGCCUUCUCCCUGGGCUGCUGGCAGAUGGCCCUGGCUCUGAGCAGCCCACGCUCUGUCCCCACCCUGGGACAGCAGUCCAGGCCUUUGCUUGUUGGUGUCUGCAGGGAGCUCAGCACCAAACACAGGCUGUCCUGCACCGGGGGCUCCCACACACAGGACUGGUGGGGACUGGAGUGCGCCCCGAGCCAGGAGGGCCGGGACGAUCUGAGGGGAUUCAGGCGGGGCUGCUGCAGGGCCGGGGCCUGGGCUUCUGCCGCCUCCUGGGCAGGUGGGGAGCAGAGGCCUGGGGGGGAACACAGGCUCCCCGGGGGGCAGGACACCUGAGCCGCGAGCCAGCAUGACUGGCGUGGUACUGAGCGCCCAUUCUCACAGACAAGGGGCCCUGCAGCUGCCAGGGGCCGGGCGUGGGCUCCGGGGGAGCGGCUCCUGCCCUGCUGGCCAGCCCUCUCCGGAUGCCGUUUCUAAGCUGCUGAAGCCGCCUGUCCUUGACUUGGGCUGCGCGGAGGCUUCUCAGGGGCUUCCUCCCCGGCCUUGGCAGGACCGGCUGAGCUGAGGGACUUCCUGGCGGGAGGGAAAGAUCCCCAGGCCUUGACCCCCCCCCCCCCAUCAGGCAUGUGGUAGGACCAGGCUCCCAGCUGGCCCAGACACAGCCCAGCCCUUAGGGCAGAAGGCCACCGCCCUCCAGGGCGCUAACCACCCGGCCCCCUGACCUGAUAGGGCUGGGGAGGGGGGCGCCGGCAGGCGGGUGUGAGCUGUGGAAGCCACCUCUGGAGAGUGGGAGGGAGGAGGCCGAGGGUGUGACGGGGGUGGUGUGGCCCCGGGCCUCCGCGGGCCUCCGCGUGCCCUCCCCUGGCCUCUGACGCUGCCUCUCCCCCCUCCCCUGCCCACCCUGGGGCCGGAGGCUGGUGGAGCCUUCCCCCAGUUCCUUCCUGCCUUCCCUCACGUUGGGCAUGUGUGCAGCCUCCCCGCCGGCGUGUGUGUCUGCCACGGGUGCCAGGCGUGAGGGCCCCGGGAAGCAAGGCACGGUCUCCCGAGGGGGGCUGGCCUUGAGCCCCGGAGGCCAGGACUGCAGGGGUGGCUUGAAGGAGCCCCUGCCCUUUGGCGUCUCCAGGGCGUCCGGUCAGCUACCCGAAGGGAACAAGGCAGGAGCCCAAACAACCAGGGGAGGAAGACGCCUGGGGUCAAGUCCUAGAGGGCCGCGCGGCACGCCCUUCCCGCUCACGGCAUCCGGGCACGAGGCCAGUGGCUGGGAAGCAGGGCGGCCAGCCACACCAGCCGCUCAGACCUGAACGUCCCCCCAGGGCCCUAUCCGGGCACCCACGCUUCCAGCUGGACAGCAGGUGGCCAGCCACUCAAGCUCACAGCCCUGCCCAAAGGGUCUCUCAGGCCCGGGGCGGUGAGGAACUAGAAGGAGACCCCAGAAGGGAGGUGGUGUCCCCUGUGUGAGAACAGAGCUGAGCCACGGGCCCUCUGCGGUCUGUGGCUCAGGUUCUCUCGAAACCAGAGAAGAGCCAGCCAGGGUGUGCCCUGCCACACGCAGCAGCCCCUCCGCAGGUGUGCAGCCACUCCCCCAAGACAGGGACGAGGCUCACCCGGCUCUGGUUGAGCAAGUAGAGGUGGGGCUUUCACCUUCCUUCAGUACCGGCUUCGUCAGCCCAUCGGGGUCCCUAGGCAGGUGUGGGUUCCGACGCGGGCAUGAGUGUGACAACACCUGGGUGAGGGGAUGGUCACGCCCCUCAUCUGCACCUGUUCAGAGCCCCACUGCCUGACUCGGGGACAAGGGAUGAGUCCUUUCAGGGGCGCUCUCCCCUCCAUGGAUUCAAAGGGACCUCGCUUCUGUGGGGAAUGGGGCCAGAGGAUGGGAGUGUGGGAGUGACUGGGCCUCUGGUGAGGGAGCGGGUGCAGUUAUCAGCAACUCCAGAGUCGGCCACUCGGACCGGGCCCACACUGGCCUGGGGUGCUGCCCACCUCAGUGGGGCCACAUGCUCUCCACUGCACCUUCCAGGGGCUGUCAGUCACAGGCCCCUGCCUUCCCCCCUUUGGCUGGGUGGGUGCCCAGCUAAUCCAGCUGUGGUGCCCACCCUCCUGCCCAUGGUGAUUGAACUGGGAGCCCUGGGCCUGGGGAGCAAGUCGGGCGCUAACAGAGAUUUGCCUCGGGGUGUCAGUCAUCCCAAGAGCUAUAAAAAACACCCAGACUACUCAGGGUGCACACCAGAGAGUGAAGGCGUCCCAGGGCGAGCAGAGCGAAGGGUGGAGAGAGGCAGAAUUCCGAGAGCAUUCUGGGAUCUCCUGGAUCCAGCCGUACCCGAAACUAAGCCCCUUGGACUUGCAAGUUAUGUGGGCCCACAAUUUCUUGCUUAAGUUGAGUUGGUUCUUGUCUGUCACAGCUGCAGGAGUUGUGAAAUCCUCUUUCGUCUCCUCUCUGAAGCAUUUAGGACUGUUCAGACUUUGCACGCACAGCACUGGUUAAUCUUUCCUUGCCUGGGGGAGAGUCGGUCAUUCUCUUGGAGACGCUCCCUGUUGUAC